Molecule: messenger RNA, 981 nt
Organism: Ostrinia nubilalis (European corn borer)
Lineage: Eukaryota; Metazoa; Arthropoda; Insecta; Lepidoptera; Crambidae
Gene: GSTe2
Product: glutathione S-transferase 1-like
Exons: 2
Coding region: 262-936 (224 amino acids)
Biological process (GO): glutathione metabolic process
Molecular function (GO): glutathione transferase activity
Source: RefSeq, a predicted model, not a curated record
UAUAGGUAUGCUGUGCGUGCGUGAUUUUUAAAUUAUUCUGUGGAUAAUAUUAAUAACUACACUUUAAUGAAAAUUUCAACCCGAAGUAGUAAGGCAUCACCAUACAAAAUUGUAGUCCGAUUGUGAUAAAAUGUCCCAUGUAAUAGUUUUUAGUUCGACUAAAGUCAGAGUGUGCUGCGAAGGAGUGUCAUACAAAAAAGUAGCCCGAAAGUUUAGCAUCAAGAAAAACUAAGAGAAAAACAGACUACCACAACAAUCAAAAUGCCGGUAACUCUCUACGGAACAAUUGUGAGCCCACCGACCCGGGCCACAUUGAUGCUGUUAGAAAUACUCGACAUUACCGUUGAUUUCAAAGAAAUAAACUUACCCACAAGAGAACACUACAAACCUGAAUAUUUGGCAAAGAACCCGCUCCACACCGUUCCAAUGAUCGAAGACGACGGCUUUACGGUCGUAGACAGUCACGCCAUCAUGACUUAUUUGGUUACUAAAUACGGCGGCGCCAAUCAUUGUAAUAUGUAUCCCCAAGAAUUGAAGUUGCGAACGCUGGUUGACCAGAAACUAUACUUUGACGCGUCUGUCCUCUUUCCUAGAGUUCGCAAUGUGAUCUAUGACAUUGCUCUUGGAGGUAGCAAUUUAGGAUCUCCGCACCCGACGCAAUUUCAGUUGAAACAAAUAGAAGAGGCUUAUGCAUUUGCUGAUGCUUUUCUUCAGAAGACAAAAUACAUAGCAAGAGACGAACUGACUGUUGCAGAUCUGUCUUGUGUGACGACGAUAUGCUCGCUGGAUACUAUAGUACCGGUCGAUUAUGAGAAGUAUGACAAGUUAUAUGCGUGGUGGGAUGGUUUGAAGAAAGAAUCUUGGUAUCAGAACAAGAACGUUCCAGGAGCGACACUGUUUAGCGAUUUUAUGAACAGUUUGUUGAGACGGCGCUAGCAAUUUUUUCAAGUCCAAAUAAAUAAUAUUAUAAAAUACUACCUA